Molecule: messenger RNA, 998 nt
Organism: Bombyx mandarina (wild silkworm)
Lineage: Eukaryota; Metazoa; Arthropoda; Insecta; Lepidoptera; Bombycidae
Source: RefSeq, a predicted model, not a curated record
UUCAGGAUUAUAACAACUGGAUACCAGGAAUGACAAAACAAAAAGAUCAAAAAUAUAAAACAAAAAGACCCGAAAUACUGGAAAUAGCAACCGAAUUUUAUCAAGAUCUGUAUGACGAUGAAAUCCUACCAACACUCGAUAAAUAUCUUGAUAACAAAGACGAAGUAGGGGACAUCCCACCAAUCAUGGAAAACGAAAUAGUUAAAGCCAUUGAAUCACAAAAAACUAAAAAAGCACCUGGUGAAGAUGGUAUCUCAAACGAAUUAUUACAAGGCUCCUUAGAUGGCAUAACUAGUGGAUUACAUACUAUAUAUAACGAAAUCCUCAGUCAAGAAAUAAUACCAAUACAAUGGGCAAAAUCUACAAUAAUUCUGCUUCACAAGAAAGGUACAAAAGACGACAUCAACAACUAUAGACUAGACUUGCNAAACAGAGUGACUGUAGCUUGGAAAAGAUACUGGUCUCUUAAAGUCAUAACAAAAAACGGGUCUAUUCCACUACCACUCAAAAGCAAAGUAUUUAAUACAAAUAUACUUCCGACUAUGACGUAUGGGUGUCAGACCUGGGCUUUAACUCAGAAGAACAUCAAAAAACUGCAGACAUGCCAACAUAGUAUGGAGAGAAGCAUGCUACAUGUUAAAAGAAAGGAUAAAAUAAAAUUAAAAGAUAUUCGUAUGAAAACAAAAGUAACGGAUGUAUCAUACACAAUUAAAAAAUUAAAGUGGAAAUGGAUAGGUCAUUUAAUAAGAAGCAAAACAGAAAAAUGGGCUAAAUUAGUAACUGAAUGGUACCCUCGAGAGGGGAAAAGAUUAAAAGGACGACCGUUCCAAAGGUGGGUAGACGAUAUAAAAGCUGUUGCAGGCUCUACGUGGAAGAGGAAAUUCCACGAUCGGAACUUAUGGCAGGAUUUGGGGGAGACAAAACGAAAAAUAUUGAAUAUCUCGAUAACGAGACACUUUGGUAUUAGGGACAUUAGGGGUAAUUUUGUUGGAAAUUAG